Messenger RNA from Oryza sativa Japonica Group (Japanese rice), 3209 nucleotides. Its product is annotated as ubiquitin-ribosomal protein eL40y fusion protein. NCBI's taxonomy places the organism in Eukaryota, Viridiplantae, Streptophyta, Magnoliopsida, Poales, Poaceae. Gene Ontology annotation, cellular component: cytoplasm; nucleus. The record is from RefSeq and is a predicted model, not a curated record. Gene Ontology annotation, molecular function: protein tag activity; ubiquitin protein ligase binding. Gene Ontology annotation, biological process: modification-dependent protein catabolic process; protein ubiquitination.
AAUAAUUACUUUACAUGUGAGUCAUAUCUUACUACUUACACAUUGUGAAAGGUAGAAACAACUAUAACCUAGUUCUGUGGGUCCACUUUACUACCCACUUGAUAAAUAUACAUUGAAGAUACCCUAAUAUGAGCCAACUCCACUCUGGCACUUUGCACGUCAACAAGAAAUAAGUUCAUUUUAACUUCCUUAAAAGUGACCCGAAUCUAAUCCGUGACCCUCAAUUAUAAUACCGGAUAUCUCGACCCCUCAACUAUUAAAACCGACGUAAUUUGAUUCUCUCGGCGGUUUUGGAAAACAAUUUCGCUGACGUGGCGCAUAUGUGACGGCAUUGACUUGGUAUUCCUUCUACGUGACGCUUAUGUGCCGUUGGAAUUUAAAAAGAUAUGUGUGGAACCCAUUUGUCAUUAAAAAAAAUAAAUAUAUGACCCACUUACAUGUAGAGCCCAUGUGUCAUCCUCUUGCCUUCCCUUCUUCCUCUCUCUCUUUCUUUGCCUUCCCUUCUUCCUCCUCUCUCUCUCUUUCUCUCCCCACGCCGACGUCAUGGAUCCCCGACUACCCGUCGCCGGCGCCUCCACCUCGCCACCGCCAACGCCCUCCCGGCGUCGUCCUCCCCGAACGACCGUGCGCACGUCUCGUGACCGGUGUCGAGGGGAGCGGCCAGGCAUAGAGGCAUGGAGCUGGUCGUGCUCGUGCGCACGAUGCGAACGGAUGCGGUGGUGGAUGCCGACCACCGCCACUGCCGCCGCGUUGGAUGAGGGGUUCGGCGGCCCCGCGGCGGAGAAACUGGCCACCGAGCUGCUCUGGCUCGGGCGGAAGAUGGCCGAGUGCGGCGCCGCCCGUUCGGCCGCCGCGUCGCGUCUCGUCGCCGAGUGCUCUCGGUCGGCGGCGGAUCUCUCCACGGUGCUCCUCCUGCCGCUUCCCGUGGCGGAGGCGCGGGCCCUGACAGUGCUCUGAAGGACAAGGGUCAAACUACGCGGUGCCGGUGGAGGUGACGACGGGGUCCGUCCCCUCGGCGGUGUGGUGUGGAGAGGCCGGCGGCGCCGUGAAUCCGGGUGAGACCUGUCGCCUGAGCUGAGGGUAAGCUCGGUGUGUUGUCGGGGGCGAUGAGGAUCAUGGUGCGCACGCUGCGCGGGGACUGGGUGGCGCUCGACGUGGACGGCGCCACGACGACGGUGGCGCAGGUCAAGGGCAUGGUCAUGGCCCGGGAGCGCAUCGCGGUGGCCAUGCAGCGGCUGUUCUUCGCUGGCCGGUGCCUCGACGACGACCACAGCACGCUCGCGGACUACGGCGUUCGGCACGACUCCGUCGUCUUCCUCAGCCUCCGCCUCGCCACCGACGCCUAUCACAGGAAGGAGAUGUGGUUGAUGCAGCCGGAGACAACGACGACGAAGAAAGAAAUGCAUCAGCAGCAGUUGUUGCAUGUCCAUGUUGCCGCAGCCGACGAGGAGAAGGCAAGAUCCUGUCACGGCUGCGGGUUGACGCGUGGACGAGCCAGCACGACGCCGGGAGGGCGCCGGCAGUGGCGAGAUGGCCGACGGGGACUCAUGACGCCGGCGUGGGGGAGAGAAAGAGAGAAGGAAGAGAGAGGGAGGAGACGUGUGGGUCCCACAUGCAUGUUUUUAAUUUUAAUGCCACCUAAGCGCCAAUCAACGGUAGACAAGGUCACCACUGCCAUGUAGGCGUCACAUCAGUGAAACCGUCCUCAAAAACCACCAAGAAAGUUAAAUUGCACCAGUUUUAAGAGUUUAGGGAUCGAGAUAUCUAGUUUAGUGGUUUAGGGUCACGGAUUAGAUUUCGAUCACUUUUGAGGGUCACAAAGUAAACUUAUUCCCGUCAACAACAAUGUUAGGGAACCGCCAGCCCACGAAGGCCCGGCCUAAUUACUCACUAAUUGGACCCAUCACUAAGAGCAUCUCCAACAGCUUCUCUAUCCCACUCUCUAAGUCAAAUUUUAGCAAUUUUGCAAAAAAAAAAUCCACUCCUAACAGAAUGGCUAUCCCACUAGCCAAAAUAUAGCAAUGGUCAAAGAUGGGCUCAAGAUAGCCAAAUAUGGCCAGCCGUCAGCCACCCUCAGCCACUGGCCAUCCGUGGGCUCCACCAUCUUUUUCCCCUCAAUCCCCACCAUCUCUACCAUCCUCUGCUCUGCCUGUGCCCUCCCUCCCUCUGCAUACUGCGCGGCUAAAUGCCAGCAAUGUGAAAAUGAGCAUCAACAGCAACAAAUCGAACCUAAAUCAUCUCAACCGAUCCAUCCUGCACAACCGAAUCGAUUGAUGGUCAUUUCAACCAAAUCCAUGGGGGGUCUUGGAGCACUUGCAGCCUUGAUGUGUCCGGCGAUGGCGCGACCACCGGGCUCUCCAUCCGCCGCCGACGUGGCCACCAUCUCGGACUCAAUCACGUUGCAAUAGAGUACGGGGAGAGGCGGACGCCGGUGCGGUCGGCCCUGGCCUCCGCCGCCGUAUUCGCCGCCGUCAGCCACCAACACCAGCGUGGGAGGGAGGGCAUGGCGGCGGGGCAGCGGCCAGCCUGCCUUGCAACCGCACAGAUUUGUCAUCGCCAUCCGUCGUCGCUGCUCGUCGUCCCAAUCCGUCGUCGCCGCCAGCCGUCGCCAUCCAUAGUCACCGCCACGCUGAUCUGUCGUCGCCGUCCGUCGUCGUUGCCAUCCGUCGUCGUUGCCCGUUGUCGCCGCCAUCCGUCGCCAUCCUUAGUCGCCGCCGCACGGAUUUGUCAUCGCCGUCCGCCGUCGCUGCCCGUCGUCGUCGCCCACCGUCGCCGCCAGCCGUUGCCAUCUUUAGUCGCCGUCCGCCGUCAUCGCCAUCCGUCUUCGCCGCCCGCCAUCGCCAUCCAUCGUCGCCGCGAUAGAGAGAGAGGGCCAAGGAGGAGUCGGGGAUGCCCAGCAGAAGAGGAAGAGGGGUAAGAAAGAAGGGGAAGAAGUUGGGAUAUGUAGAGACUGACACGUAGGGUCCAAAUGUCAUAGACCUAAAAUAGAGAGGAUAGAUGGAGAGUCUAUUGAAGUGAGCAACGAGAUUAACUUGCUAAAUCAAUUGGAGAGUUGGCUAUAUAAGUGUUUGGAGAGUCUAAUUUGGGUAAUCUGUUGGAGAUGCUCUAAAUAUGGAAAGUGGGCAAGGCAUUGCCCCAUAAAUAGAGAGGGUUGGAGGAGAUAAUUUGUACACGUAAUGGAUGAAUGAACGAGAAGAGCUACACCCCCA